Molecule: messenger RNA, 2547 nt
Organism: Ahaetulla prasina
Lineage: Eukaryota; Metazoa; Chordata; Lepidosauria; Squamata; Colubridae
Product: vomeronasal type-2 receptor 26-like
Exons: 6
Coding region: 1-2547 (848 amino acids)
Biological process (GO): G protein-coupled receptor signaling pathway
Cellular component (GO): membrane
Molecular function (GO): G protein-coupled receptor activity
Source: RefSeq, a predicted model, not a curated record
AUGGGUUGCAAGACUCAACUAAUAAAAUGCAGCAUUCAAGAUCCUAUCCCAGUUGAUCACAAGUAUUUCCAACCAGGUGAUUUAACCAUUGGUGGCAUUACUUCUUUUCUCUUAAUAACUAGAGAUGUAGGAAGCUUUGAGGAUGAUCCCCAUCAUUCUGUUGUCGGUGAAUCUCUAGUACUCACUAAGUACUAUCAGCAUAUCUUGAGCAUGAUAUUUGCUGUGAAGAACAUCAAUGAAGACCUCCACAUCUUACCUAAUAUCACUUUGGGAUUCAGAAUCUAUGAUAGUUAUGCUGGGGUCUGGACAUAUUAUGCUACAAUGGAACUUUUCUCUAGUCAGAACAAUUUUUUCCCCAAUUACAAAUGUGGCAUCUUGAACAAACUCACAUCAGUUGUUGGGGACCUUGAUCCUAUCAUUUCUUUUGAAAUGGCAGAUAUUUUAAGUAUUUACAAGGUUCCACAGUUUCCAACUGGUUCUUCUUCAGAUGAAAGCCCUAUCUACUAUCGCAUGGUUCCAGGUGAAGAGCUUCAUUACAUGGGAAUAAUUCGACUACUUUUGCACUUCAGAUGGACUUGGGUUGGGAUACUUGUGAAAGGACUUAGAGGAAAAUUUGAGCAUCUAAUUAUUUCAAUCUUUCCUCUCCAUGGUAUUUGCAUUGCAUUCUUGGAACAAUUAAGACCAUUUUACUUCAACACUAUUUCUGAUAAUUUGAAAUGGCUUGUCAAAAGCUUUCACACUAUUGUUAACAGCAAAGCCAAUGCUGUCAUAGUCAAUGAUAAUUAUCUUUUAAAUUUAAGAUGGUUGUUCCGUCUACCUGAAAUGGAAAUAGUUUCUAUAAAGCCGAAAGGUAAAAUAUGGAUUGUGGCUUCAAAAGUGGAUCUUGCUUCAUUCUUUUAUCAGAAAAGCUGGGAUAUCCAAUUCCUCCAUGGUGCUCUGACCUUUGCAGCUCACUCAAGUGAAAUUACAGGAUUCCAACAUUUUCUCCAGACAAGAAACCAUUUCUCAGCCAAAGAGGAUGGUUUUGUCAAAAGUGUGUGGGAGCAAGCAUUUGGUUGUGUAUUUCCAAAUCCAUCUGAGGAUGAGGAAAUGGAUGAUCUGUGCACUGGGAAGGAGAAACUGGGGAGCCUUCCUGGACCUUUUUUUGAAAUGAAGAUGACCAGUCAUAGUUACAGUAUAUACAAUGCAGUGUAUGCUGUGGCGCAUGCUUUACAUAUCAUGAACCUGAGCCAAAAACACAGGAAAAAGCUGAGUGGUAGAAAACUCAAUCUUCAGGAUCUUCAGCCAUGGCAGCUUCAUUUCUUUUUGAAAAGAGUGUCAUUUAAUAACAGUGUUGGAGAUGAAAUUUCCUUUGACAAGAAUAGAGAACUGAUUACAGGACUGGAUAUGGAAAACUGGGUCACUUUCCCCAACCAGUCUUUCCAUCGAGUGAAAGUUGGGAAGCUGGAUCCCUGGGCUGCUGAAGAUAAAAUGUUCACCAUUCACGAAGAAGCCAUCAGCUGGCCCAGUACUUUCAACCAAACCUUACCUGUUUCAGUCUGUACUGAGAGCUGCGUCCCUGGUUAUUUCAAGAAAAAGCAAGAGACAAAACCUUUUUGCUGCUAUGAUUGCCUGCCAUGUCCCAAAGAGAAAAUGUCAAGUCGGAAAGAUAUGGAUGACUGUAUGAGAUGCCCAGAAGAUGAAUAUCCAAAUAAGGAUCAAGAUUCAUGUAUUCCCAAGAAAACAUCUUUCUUGUCAUAUAAAGAACCAAUGGGUCUUUGCUUAAUCACUCUGGUACAUUUCUUUUCUCUCUGCACAAUUGUGGUGCUAGCAAUAUUUCUGAAACACCACAGUACACCUAUUGUAAAAGCCAAUAAUCGAAAUCUCACUUAUGUUCUCCUUAUCUCCCUCCUCCUCUGCUUCCUUUGCUCUCUGCAGUUCCUUGUUUCACCAGGCAAUAUAAUAUGUCUUCUCCGACAAAUUAGCUUUGGCAUCAUCUUUUCAGUGGCCGUGUCUUCUGUGCUGGCAAAAACCAUCACUGUGGUUAUGGCUUUCAUGGCCACCAAGCCAGGAUCCAGAAUGAGAAAAUGGGUGGGAAGAAGGCUGUCACUCUUCAUUGUUCUUUCUGGUUCUAUGAUUCAAACGGGAAUCUGUAUGGUGUGGUUGUUCACAUUUCCCCCUUUUCCUGAUGUUGAUACACAUUCAAAAAUAGAGGAAAUCAUACUCCAGUGUAAUGAAGGCUCAGCUAUCAUGUUCUAUUGUGUCCUAGGCUACAUGGGCUUUCUGGCAGCUGCCAGUUUCACAGUAGCCUUUUUCUCCAGGAAUCUCCCCAGCAGUUUCAAUGAGGCUAAAUGUCUCACAUUCAGCAUGCUGAUUUUCUGCAGUGUGUGGAUCUCUUUUGUUCCAUCCUACCUGAGUACUAAGGGCAAAUACAUGGUGGCUGUGGAGGUCUUCUCCAUUUUGGCUUCUAGUGCUGGGUUGCUAGGCUGCAUAUAUCUCCCAAAAUGUUACAUAAUCAUUGUAAGGCCAGAACUAAAUAACAGGGAACAACUAAUAAAGAGAACAUAG